AAAUGAUGAUAUACAAACAAAUAAACGUAUAAAAUUAUCUGAUCCAAAUGAAUUAACAUCAUCUUUAUUAAUAACAAAAUUAGAACAUGAAAAAGAACAAUUAACAAAUACAAAAAUACAUCUUGAAAAUCAAUAUCAAGAACAUAUGAAAUUAUAUGAAUAUGAAAAAUUUCAAUGGAAUGAAUAUAUAAAAAAACGUGAAAAUGAAUUUAAUCAACAAAUAGGACAUUAUCAAUAUUUACUUCAACAAAGUUUAGAUGAAAUAAUUAAAAAAGAUAAACAAAUAGAACAAUUAAAAAAAGAAAAUAAAGAUAUUGAUGAUCUUCUUCGUCAAAGUGUACAUGAUAAUGAACAACAAUUAAUUCAUAUAAGAAAACGUGAAGAAAUACAUAAUCAAACAAAAAGAAAAUAUGAAGAACUUUAUAAAGCUUAUAUAAAAUUGAAAGAUAAUUGUGCUACUCAACGAAAUAUAGAAAAAGAUCCAAUAGCUAGUACAAUUUCAAUUGCUAAUAAACCUAAAUCAACUAAAGAUGAUGUCAGAAAAAAGUAAGUUUAUAUUUCAAAAUUAAAAAUAUAUCAAUCGAUUUGUAAUUGUGAAACACGAUCUAAAAGAACUAUAUAAAAUAGAAACUUGCAUUUACCCACUCAAGUCAGGACAAAGGCUCAUCAAAAAUUAUAUAUCAAUAACGUCUCAUUUUAAUAUAUAAACAAUUAUCGACGUCUAAAAAUAUCAAAAUUUGAUUGAUUAGCAAUUGCCUCACUAGUUGGAUUGAUGCAAAACGGUGUUCGAAAGCCAUUUCUUCUUCGAUCUCUCCACACUCAUAAACUUUUUCCUAGGAUCUCUGAUUUCAACCAAUUGUCCUAUAAUCACUUGGUUUAACAGUUAGACAGAAGUAAUUCAUUCUGCUGAGAAUAAUAAUUUGUUUUUCGGUUCGUGUUGAUCUCACAACGAACUGAAAAAGAAAUAUCACCAUUCGACUUAGUAUAAUGAAUUACUUUUGCCUAAUAACUUUUUUUGGGCGAUUACAGGUCUACUAAUCUCAUUCUUCAAUAUGUUGACAACGGAGAAUAUUCCAACAGCCAUAACUCGGCUUCAGAGAAAACUUUCAAACCUUUUGUAAUCUUGCCGAGCCUUCUGUUUUUGAUAAAUAUGACCUCAAAAGAUAAGUUGUUGUUCAGAUGAUAUCCUAGUCAACAGAGAUGAGCACAGGACGGGGCGGUGCGAUCGUCCUGUAUCCUGUCCUGCCCUGUCCUGCAGGACAGGACGAUACUAAAAUUUUUGUCCUGUCCUGUCGAGCGGCAGGAUGGGAUUACACUGUGCAGUGACCAGAGCAGGAUGAAACUAAAGAUUUUGGCCUGUCCUGUUGAGCGGCAGGAUGGGGGCCAAUAAAGGACAGGACAGGACAGGCCAGGACGGAAAAUCUUGUCCUGUGCUCAUCUCUGCUAGUCAAUGAAUUCUAUGUAAUGAUAUAAGUUUUGUUUUAAAAAGCUUUUGAUCAUCUGGAUAGAUUCGUUUGUCAAGUAAAAUUAAAAGAUUUUUUUGAAGUUUACAUAAUCUUUAAGGCUAAGACAUUCUCUGUGAGCAUCUAUUAAUUUUUGAAUAUAUAUAAUUGAUUCUAUGAGGUUGGUUAUCAAGAAAUUAAUUGGUUCGGAUUUAAUUCAGUGACACUAAAAAAACAUAAACAAAUAGAUGCUAUUAUUUUCUUUGAAAAGCUAUUCAAUCUUUGUUUUAUCAGAGAUAAUUAUCUAGCAAUAUUCUUUAUUUAGAGCAAAAAAAAAAUAUGAAUUAAAUCAAAGAUAAAGAUUCUUGGUUUAUCUUAUCAUGAAUUAA
Rotaria sp. Silwood1 is the source of this 1831-nucleotide messenger RNA. The record is from the annotation of a GenBank genome assembly. Lineage: Eukaryota; Metazoa; Rotifera; Eurotatoria; Philodinida; Philodinidae.